This is a messenger RNA of Lactuca saligna, 789 nucleotides long. Lineage: Eukaryota; Viridiplantae; Streptophyta; Magnoliopsida; Asterales; Asteraceae. The record is from the annotation of a GenBank genome assembly.
AUGCAAAGAAUGCAAUCUUUUUUUUUUUUUAUAAAUUUCAACAUUUUGAAGACUAUGUGUAUUCAAUAUUCUAAAAUGGGUUCAAGAUUUUCUAGAGUGAAGCAAGUUUUGGCAAAACGCAACAUAAAGAUUUUAAUGUUGGGUCUUGAUGAUUCUGGGAAGACAACCAUCUUGUAUAAACUAAAGCUUGGGGAAUUUGUAGCAACUGUACCCACAAUUGGGUUUAAUGUAGAAAGUGUGGAGUACAAGAACGUAAGAUUCAACGUGUGGGAUUUAGGAGGGCAAGAUAUGAUUCGGCCUUUGUGGAGACAUUAUUACCGAAAUACCCAUGUGCUUAUCUUCGUAGUAGACAGUAAUAACAAACGAAGAAUUUAUCAAGCCCGAAACGAGUUGCAUCGCCUUAUAAAUGAGGAUGAAUUGAGUGAUGCAACAAUACUUAUUUUUGCCAAUAAGCAAGAUUUGCCUGGUGCUAUGCAUGUGUCCGAGGUCGCAGAUAAACUCAAAUUGCAUACUAUUUCUCAACGCCGUUGGCACAUACAGAGUACUUGUGCGAAAACAGGGCAAGGACUGAAUGAAGGCCUCAUCUGGCUAACCAACAAUAUUCCCGAUAAAGUGGCACAGACAAACUCGUGCAUAUCUAUUCCGGCUCGUAGAAUCUGUGGUAAGGAGAAGGUUGGUGGGAUUUUGGUGAAAAAUGCCAGUUUUAGUGGUUUGGAUAUUUUGGGAAAGGUGAUGGUGAUAGGUGAUGAAAUCAAUAGAGUAUUCUUGAUUCCAUUAAGAAUGGCGUAA